Caenorhabditis briggsae is the source of this 717-nucleotide messenger RNA. The record is from RefSeq and is a predicted model, not a curated record. Lineage: Eukaryota; Metazoa; Nematoda; Chromadorea; Rhabditida; Rhabditidae. Bases 1 to 717 code for a protein of 238 amino acids. The transcript is spliced from 7 exons.
AUGCCACCACUCCAUAAAAUUCUAUUGUUCACAACAACACUUGCCAGUUUAUUAUCAUUUUCCAUAGCAGGUGACACGUGCCGAGACUAUGAUAACAAUUGUAGAGACUGGAUUACGGUCAAUCCAAGGGCAUGCGAGUCAACAGAAUACAUUAAAACGAGCUGUCUCAAAAGUUGUGGACAGUGUGGAAGUGUGGAUCCAAAAUACGACCUUCGCCGUCUUUCUCAAGAGCUGACACCAAUCGGGUUUUUGGUUGGAAAAUGGAGAUCAGAGCACGGAGGAAAAGCAAUCUUCCCCACAAUUCCGAAAUUCACAUUUGGAGAAGAAAUCGAAAUUUCGAUUCCAGACGAUGCUAUGCAAUCGGCCCAUGCUCUGAACUAUACAGCAUUUGCCUGGUCCAUCAAUGACAAAGAUGAGCUGCACAGUGAGUACGGAUACAUUUCAGUGAAGCCAAACACGAAAGAAGUUGCAUUGACGACGGUUAUGAAUAAUGGAUUCGUGACAGUUGAAGAAGGACCAGUGAAUGGAAAUCAGAUCCGGUUCAGGUUGAAAGAUAUUGGAAGAAUCAGUUUCAGCAGAGAUUUGCCAGUUCAUGAUCUGGUUCGUGAAUGGACACUUUUGGAUCGAUCGACUCUUCAAGCUCGUCUGAAUAUGGAGACACUAACCCACGGAAUGCAGGAGCACACAUUUAUCCGUUAUAACAAAAUAGAACCAUAA